AUGUCACGUUUGAUAGUGAAAGGGUUACCUAAGUACCUUACUGAGGACAAAAUAAGAGAACAUUUUGGCAAACAAGGGAAUGUCACUGAUGUUAAGUUAAUGAAGAAGAGAAAUGGUGAAUCAAGAAGGUUUGCAUUUAUAGGUUAUAAAUCGUACGAAGAUGCUGAAAAUGCAGCUAAAUUCUUUAAUGAGUCGUUUAUCGACACUGCCAGGAUCAGUGUUGAGUUAGCGAAAACGUUUUCUGACCCAAGUGUUCCUCUUCCUAUGAAAGAGAAGAGAAGACUCAAUGAACAGAGACUUAGAGAACAAGAAGAAAGAUUAUUGGAACAAGAAGCCCAAAGACAGAACAAGAAACAAAAGAAUAAUAAGAAAUCGCUAGAUGAAGAAAUUCAAAGUAAUCCAAAGUUGCGUGAGUUUAUGGAAGUUAUGAAGCCUUCUCAUCAAGUCAAAUCAUGGGCCAAUGAUGUCGUGGCUGAUGGAUCGGGUGGACCAUCAGCUAAAGACUUGGAGGAAGCCUUAGCCAGAAAAGAUCAAAUAGAAAAAGGCUCUAGUAUAGAUGAUACAGAAUACCAAACUAUUCAAGCCAAAGAUUCUGUUAGUGACGACGAAUACGAAGAUUUCCAACCAAAUAAUAAAAAGACAGAAGAUAACGAAGAUGAAGAUGAACCAAUGAUGUCGUUAGACUCUUUACCUCAUAACGAGGAUGGAGAUGAUAACUUAGCUACGGAUGAAAACAUCACCGAUCUUGAUUGGUUUAAACAAAGAAGAAGUCGUAUGAAAGAAAACGACACAGAAACCAAUAACGAAACUGACCUGCCAAAGAUACCGAUUAAUAGUCCCGAAACCACAGUCGAACCAGGUUUAAUCAAGCCAAAAAAGCCCCAAACAGUCAUAAACACUCCUCAAGAACCAAAAGAAACCCCUGAAGAACAAACUGCAAGUAAAAUCUCGGAAACCGGUCGUUUAUUCAUUAGAAACAUUUUAUAUUCAUCAACUGAAGAGGAUUUCAGAGAAUUAUUUCAAAAAUUUGGUCCCCUUGAAGAAGUUCAUAUUGCCAUAGAUACUCGUACUGGGAAAUCAAAAGGUUUUGUCUAUGUCCAAUUCAUUAAAAGUGAAGAUGCUGUUUCUGCUUUUCGUGCUUUAGAUAAACAAAUUUUCCAAGGUCGUUUAUUACAUAUUCUUCCUGGUGAAAAGAAGAAAAAUCAUAGAUUAGAUGAAUUUGAUUUGAAGAAUUUACCAUUAAAGAAGCAAAGAGAAUUGAAGAAAAAGGCACAAGCAUCUAAAUCACAAUUCAGUUGGAAUUCUUUAUAUAUGAAUAGUGAUGCAGUUUUAGAAUCAGUUGCUAAUAAAAUGGGGAUUGCUAAAUCUCAAUUAAUCGAUGUUGAGAAUUCUAAUUCUGCAGUUAAACAAGCAUUAGCCGAAGCUCAUGUUAUUGGUGAUGUUAGAAAAUAUUUCGAAGAUAGAGGAGUUGAUUUAACGACAUUCAAUCAAAAAGAACGUGAUGACAAGAUUAUUUUAAUUAAGAAUUUCCCAUUUGGAACAUCAGUUGAUGAAAUUGGAGAAUUAUUUAAUGAAUAUGGAUCAUUGAAAAGAAUAUUGAUGCCACCAGCUGGUAUUAUUGCAAUUGUUGAAUUUAGAGAUUCACCAAGUGCAAGAGCUGCAUUUACAAAAUUAUCAUAUAGAAGGUUCAAGAAAAGUAUAUUGUAUUUAGAAAAAGGUCCAAAAGACUUAUUUCUUCGUGAACCAAAGGCUGAUGAAGUUAUCAAUAAAUCCAAUGAAGAAAUUGAAUCUGAAAAAGCAGUUGAAGCCAAGGUCAGUGCAUCUGAUAUUAUGGGUACUUCUAAAGAUAAAGAUGACGAAGAGAAUAAUGAUGGUAUUGAAGGACCAACUGUUUCGAUAUUUGUUAAGAAUUUAAAUUUCUCAACAACAUCGAUCAAGCUUACCGAAACGUUCAAAUCAUUACCAGGUUUUGUUGUUGCAGUUGUUAAGACCAAACCAGAUCCUAAAAAUCAAGGUGGAGUUUUAAGUAUGGGUUUUGGAUUUGUUGAAUUUAGAACUAAAGAACAAGCAGACGUAGCCAUAUCAACAUUAGAUGGGCAUGUAAUCGAUGGACAUAAAAUACAAUUGAAAUUAUCACAUAGACAAGGACAAAGUUCUAAUAACUCUAAUGUUAAGAAGUCGAAUAAAACCAAUAAGAUUAUUAUUAAGAAUUUACCAUUCGAAGCAUCAAGAAAAGAUGUAUUAGAAUUAUUUGGAGCAUUUGGACAAUUAAAAUCAGUUAGAGUACCAAAGAAAUUCGACAAAUCGGCCAGAGGUUUUGCAUUCGUUGAAUUUACAUUAAUUAAAGAAGCCGAAAGUGCAAUGAGUCAAUUAGAAGGGGUUCAUUUAUUAGGUAGAAGAUUAGUUAUGCAAUAUGCUGAACAAGAUUCUGAAAAUGCAGAAGAAGAAAUUGAAAAAAUGACCAAGAAAGUUAAAAAACAAGUUGCAACCACUCAAUUAGCAGCAGCGAGAUUAGCAGGCAAAGGUAAAUUUGAAUUAGAGGGAGAAGAAAAUGAAGAUGAAUUUGCAUAA
This is a messenger RNA of Hyphopichia burtonii NRRL Y-1933, 2571 nucleotides long. RefSeq names its product RNA-binding ribosome biosynthesis protein. The record is from RefSeq and is a predicted model, not a curated record. The coding region runs from base 1 to 2571 and encodes 856 amino acids. The transcript has a single exon. NCBI's taxonomy places the organism in Eukaryota, Fungi, Ascomycota, Pichiomycetes, Serinales, Debaryomycetaceae. Gene Ontology annotation, molecular function: RNA binding.